Molecule: messenger RNA, 246 nt
Organism: Ostertagia ostertagi
Lineage: Eukaryota; Metazoa; Nematoda; Chromadorea; Rhabditida; Trichostrongylidae
Source: the annotation of a GenBank genome assembly
UUGCCUCCAUUACUGGCUCUGUUUUGCGCGAUAUACCUUUCCCACCAUCUCAAAACAGUACAGGCGGAAAGUGUGAGCCGUACGGAACCAAAUCAUCACUCAUAUAGUCGUCCGCCACAGGAAGAACCACAGGCAUUCACUCAAGGUUCCAUGAACGGAUAUAAAAGAAGGAGGUUCGCUUGUCAGACGCAAAAUGCCGCACAUCUCAAGAGAGGAGUUUAUGGCGAGAUGUUUUCCGGACGUUGA